AUGGACAUCCCCGUCCAAGCGCCGUCGACGCCGCUGUCGUACGGCCCGCAGAUCCCGAUGGUCCCCGGCGCGAGCGGCCGCGGGAUCCCGGACCUCCCCGGCGGCUGGAGCGAGCCGAACACGCUCGUCCCGGUCGCGAUCAACUGGAACCAAGGCGGCACCGUCGUCGAGGUGGAGGGGUCGUUCGAUAACUGGCAGUCGCGUCAGGCGCUGCAUCGCAGCGGCAACCGCGAGUUCGCGGUGGUGAAGAUGCUCCCGCCGGGGGUGUACCAGUACAAGUUCAUCGUCGACGGCGAGUGGAAGUACGCCCCGGACCAACCCGCGAUGUACGACGAGAUGGGGAACGUGAACAACGUGUUGGAGGUGCAGGAGUACGUCCCGGAGAUCUUGGACUCGCUGGAUUCGUUCCUCGCGCCGUCGUCGCCGCCGGAGAGCUACGACUGCGCGCUGUUCACGCAGGACGACUUCGCGAAAGAGCCCCCGGCGUGCCCGCCGCACUUGCACCUCACGCUUCUGAACAUGCCGCAGAUACCGGACGCGCCGAACUUGCUCCCGCGGCCGCAGCACGUCGUGCUAAACCACAUGUACAACGACAGGACUAAGCAACAGCGCGGCCAACACGUGAUGGGGACGACGCACCGGUACCGGAGCAAGUACGUCACCGUCGUGUUCGUGAAGCCGAGCUGA
This is a messenger RNA of Micromonas pusilla CCMP1545, 687 nucleotides long. Its product is annotated as carbohydrate-binding module family 48 protein. The record is from RefSeq and is a predicted model, not a curated record. Gene Ontology annotation, molecular function: protein binding. NCBI's taxonomy places the organism in Eukaryota, Viridiplantae, Chlorophyta, Mamiellophyceae, Mamiellales, Mamiellaceae. Bases 1 to 687 code for a protein of 228 amino acids. The transcript has a single exon.